UCAUUAAGCAAUUAUAUAUUUAGGAUAGCAGAUAAAAUACACUUACGCAAAACUGUUUUGAUUUGUUUGUUAGUAAAUAUACUUUAUUUAAUUGUGAUCGUCUAAUAUUUGUUGCCGGCCGUUCAUUGGUGUAUGUGCCGAUACAGAUGACGUGUGACAUUUAAAUACCUGAUAAUAUAUUUAUACUUAUAUAUCCAAUAUAUAACAUAAUUUUUAUACAUAUUGUGUGUAUACAUUUGACAAACAAAAAUAAUGGGAAGUAAACCGAAAACCGAUUCAAAGGACAAAGCUACUCCUGUAGAACCUGUCAAAAUAAACAAAUGGGAUGGUUCCGCAGUGAAAAAUGCAAUUGAUGAUGCAGUAAAAGAGGUUAUAACAGGCCGACUAAAAUGUGAAGAAAACUUUAAUUUAAUGGACGGCAGAUUGUUAAUUUGUGGAAUAGCAGUUGGUGUAGCUGGAUUUGCUUUACUUUGGGAUGGUAUUUAUCCAUUUCCCAUGUCAAGGCCAGUGCUGAUUAGUUGCGUUAUGUCAUAUUUUGUGCUCAUGGGGGUUCUUACACUUUACACUACAGUGAAAGAAAAAGGAAUAUUUGUGGUAGCGGCCAACAAAGAUACUGACAAAUAUAUAGAAGCGAGUUCAAAUCUUAAAAAAUAUGAUGACAAAUACACAUUAUCAUUAUUGAUUUGUGACAUAGCUCGCACUAAAAAACGUGAAGUCUCUGUUACUAAGUCUGUUGCGUCUUUUAUUGAUGUAAAUGGUGUUGUAUUACCUGAUUUGGUCGAGAAUGAAGUUAUGAAACUAUAUAAUUCUAGUGGAAAUAAGAAAGAUAAUUAAUUUAUUGUUGUAAAUAGCAUAUAUAUAAAAAUGAUCUUUUAUAAAUCGAUGAAAUAAUUUUACUUUUUUGUCAGUAAUAUAACUAAA
Molecule: messenger RNA, 921 nt
Organism: Ctenocephalides felis (cat flea)
Lineage: Eukaryota; Metazoa; Arthropoda; Insecta; Siphonaptera; Pulicidae
Gene: Spase25
Product: signal peptidase complex subunit 2
Exons: 6
Coding region: 253-834 (193 amino acids)
Biological process (GO): protein targeting to ER
Cellular component (GO): signal peptidase complex; membrane
Source: RefSeq, a predicted model, not a curated record